AUGGCGAUCUUUGCGUGUUGUACAUUUUUCAUUGCGGCCGUUUAAGUGUAUUUGUGUUGUGUAAGUGUGUGGUGCAAGUGAUUAAACAACACGAGCAUACACGUGCCUCCACAACAGUGGCUGCCGCCGAAGAGAGUGAUAGUAAGAGAAAAUUGAGGAGGAAAAGUUCCGUGGCCCGUUGCGUUCGUGUGCCACACCGUACGCGUGCAUUGUUUCUCUGUAGCGCAAAUGCAAUGGAAAUGAGCCGUCAGCACUGAUGAGCUGUGAACGGGUGGAAUGGCGCUGUGUUAGUGGGUGCUGAUAGAGAGUGCAAUAGAAAAGAAAAGAAAGAGAGUGUAAAUCACCACCCCGCACAUCUGAGAUUACACAGCGGUGCAAUUUAAAAGACACAUCUCCAUCCCGCGCCUCAGGGGUGGUAGUAUUGUUUUUUUUUGUUUUGCCAAUCUGUAUAUUUGGGAGGCGAAACUGGUGCGCACACCAAGUGGGCUAGUUCGCACACCGUUACACACGUGAUGCACCGCAACAAAUUAGUGAAGAAAUGUGAAAAAGAAGAGUGAAAGGAAAAGGUGAAACAGCGGGAAGGAAGGUGUGUUUGUGUGGGCGUGUGUGGUUGUGUGGGUGUGGGUGUACCUUCGCCGUAACACCCAGCAGAAGAAGAAAGUGCAUGUAAGUGAUUACACACCGUGCGUGGGGGGGUAGCAAUGGUAUGCGAAGAUAAUUUAAAAAUCAAUUUGCAAUAGAAAAAAAAGUAGCCUUACGAGCAAUAGCAAAGCGGGGCAAUAGAAAAGGGGUGGAAGAAUAUAGUGAUCGUCCGUCGUGUAUAUAUUUCUAUAUAUGCAUGGAUGUAUGUGUCCGUAUCGUAGUUUGUUAGCGCCUCUGGGCGUGCAUCGAUGAUUAAAGAAAACAUAGUUUAUCGUAUCGAUGACGAGCCGACGCAAGUGCAAUAACGGUUCUGGUGGAUGAAGCGAUUGUUACCCCGCAAAAGGGCGGUUCCGCCUAAAAGCGGCAGUAAAUGGCAAAAAGCCCACGAAACCGUAACCGUGUGCUUGCUGGUAGGAUACCGGAAUAGCAGAGGAAAGUUAGAUGAAAUAGCAAAAAUCUUGUGCCCGAGUAGAAUGUUGAGUGCAUGGUUUUUCGUUUAACAUAAUCGCCGGGUGUUUGUGUGCGAGCGGUGGGAGUCUUUAACGCCAGCUUCCGCCCGAAGCAGAAGCUUCCGUUAGUAGAUGAAAAUUAGCAGCAAUAAUCAACCUCCAGUGCAAUCGUACACGCACGUGCAAUGCAAUGAAACAACCGUGCGAGACGCACCGCAAUAGUAGCAUCAACAGAAACAGUAGCAACGUCGUUUGUUUCGUUCGCCGGGAGUUGUUGGUACGACGACUCAGCGCUCUCUUUAACAUAAACACCAACACAUACACGCAAGCGUACGCUUAGGACAUAAGACAUAAGCAGGCGCCACCGAUCGAUCGGCAGAUCAUCACCGUCUUCAUCGGCACUGUCGUCCGCGUCGUCGCUCCGGACGACCGGCGUAGUCGGUGAAUUGGACAUGAACAAAUCGCUAUACCCAAGGCACGACGAUGAGCAUGAAAGGAUGGAGCGGAGAGAACGGGAUAAACAAGCCCGUGCCCAACUGCAGGCCGAACGGGAACCGGAACCAACAGCACCACUAUUCGCAGCACCGGUUAAAGUGCAAAGUCCAUCCGAUAUGGAUAUGCACAUCGCACAGCGACUCGGUAGUUUCGAGGCAGUUAAGAAGCAUAUUAUGGAACCGCACACGUCGUAUCAAGUGAUCGGUAUCGCGCCUACCCCUUCAACGCCCCUACGUCCCUCCACCGUGAUGCCCAGCCUGGUCUCUGGCAGCCACCAUCGGUCGCUUGCACCAAAAACCAAUAGCAAUAGUAGUAGUACCAUUAGCAAUAGUAUCGCCAACUUCGUCAAACCGGCCGACAAUCGUUCGAUGUACAAUGGACGACCAUCGUCGUUGUCGGGAUCGAGUGCAGGACGAAACAAUCUACCAGUACAUUACUCGUCCUCGACUUCCUCGUCCUCUUCCGCACCUGGAUCGUUCAACAAACACGAGGUGCAUGGAGGAGUCUCAUCGAAAGGACCGCCUUUAUCCGUACCGCCUUCAGCAAUGAACGGACGAGCAUCGUCCGGGGGGACUAUCGGCAGUAGUAGCGGUGGAACAGGUGGCCCAUCCUUCGGCAGUGAUAAGUUACCCUCGCAAAUGUCCAACGGUCGACUGCCCCAGGUUGCAAAUGCAAAAAUGCCUAGAGUAAAUUCAAGUGAUAUUUCAACUCCGCUCAAACAGGGCAGCAACGUUGAGAAGAUACUGCACGAAAUGAAGAAGAACAUCUUGACACCGCUGACGGAGAUCGGGGCCACGCCGCGUAAGGAACUGGAAUCGAAAUUUAACUUCAACAACCCGAGCGCAAACAAGAGGCACGUUUAUGCUACACCGGGGUUUUUGGAGCCGCUGGUGGAAGGUGCCACGAAAGCGUCCCUUUCCGGAUUAGCGAUGCUUCGUCCACUAGGAUCAAACAUAGAGGACGAUAAUCAGAACAAUGGUUCGGAUAGUGAUGAUGGAGGUGAUGGUGAAUCAAAGAAACGGAAUUCUAGUGAUACCUCUUCGAACGAAAGUGCUGAGGAAUCUUCGAGCGAGGACUCCAACAUUGGCAAUAAACGGGGCGUGAGCAUUCCCAUUUCCAGCGUUCCAAUGAGCGGGGACGUAAAUGGAAACGUCGGAAGCAUAGCGGGAGUGGAAGGGGUCGCUGGAUCAGCUGGAACAGGAAGUGGAAGUGCCGGUGGGAACAGCAGUCCCGUGAGGAGACCGAGCGAUUGGUCGCUUUUAAAUUUCCUAAAGCAACCUACCAGCAGUAGUCAACAAGUGCCAACAAGCGAAAGUGCCCCCCAUAUUGGUGGUGCCACCGGGGACCGUUUUGGCUCGCAUCACCAUCACCAACAUCAACACCAUAGUCUGCAGCGCGCGCUCGAGGAAAAUUCCAUAUCAUCUCCAUUGCGGCCGCAACGAUUGAGCGGUGUAAGUGACAGUGGACCGUGUACGCUCGUUGCAUCCCCUAUCGCGGAUGGACGUUCUGGUGCGCCGGUAAAAAACGAACCGCUACCACCGCUGGACGAUGACCACUUGUCAAACGCAAGCAGUAGCGCAAGCAAUGGCGAACUGCCUGCAGGCACGGGUAUAUCUUCGUCCGGUAUCAAUGCAUCGUCCUCGUCGUCAUCGUAUGUAAAACAGGAACCGUAUCCCAGCGAAAACAGUGCCUCGCCAACUGCCGGUAUCAAAAGUGAGCUAAAGGAUGACAGCGCCGACCGGUUAUCGUUGUCUAGUCCCACGAAAAGUCCGGAUCUACAGCAUCAUCCGGUUGGUAGUUUCAAUCUCCACCAUCGUCAGCAGCAGCACUUGUUCGGCGACAGUAUCGUCGAGCAGGAAGAUGUGAUAUGUGCCCUGCAGGAAGCCAAAGAGUUUAGCCUGAUCAAGCCUAUCUCAAGCAUGUCUGAUUCCGAUUCGGAUGACGCAGAUGUACCUACUAUGGUUGGUGGCGAUCAUGAGCAGCAUCGUGUGAACCUGCACAACGUUAAUGCGCAUUUAGCUCAUCAGCCCGAAGGUGACACGGUUGCAUCUGGAAAUGGUAUAGCAUUAUUAGCGACCACAUCUAACAUUGCAAAAAAGAAAAAGUGGAAACGUAAGCUUAUUGCCGGUUCCGGUAAUGAACGUGAAGCUCGCGAUAGCUCAACUAGUAGCAGCGAAGAUGAACGAUAUAGUGCUACAAGGCGGAGUCGAUCGCAGUCCUUUGAGAAGGAUAAAACACAUCUCAAAGCACGGGGACGGGCGCGUAAAGGGCACAAUACUCAUAGCAGUGGUGGAGGCGGUGGGGGCACUACGAGUGCCGCAUCCAGUGCUCGCUUUUCCGAUGCGGAUUCGAUAGCAAGUGGUGGUGGGCAUCGGUCCAGUAAAACAUCAUCACAUGGAUCGACACCAACGAAAAAGGGUGGUAACUCAACGGUGGGAAACUCCAUGGCGUACGGUCACGGAGCAGGUGAUACAGGUGGAGUUGCGGGUAUAAUGAGCCCUCCGAUUAGCAUACCGUCUGUGGAUAGAAUUGUGAUGUCGAAAAAGGUAACCUCCCGCAAAUCACGCAAAUCCUCUAGAAUUUGCAGCAGCGAAACAGUGCUUUCUACGGGGAGCAGUUCCUCGUCAUCUGGUUCGUCUAUUGAAGCCGGCGCCGGAGCAUCCUCAGUAGAUUCUGGUGAUUCAGAUUCUGGCAAUGAACGAUCUACACCGGCGCCAGUUGAAAUCGGUCCUGUUGUGCCUGCGGCGAAAACAAAAAAGCACAAAACGAAGAAAAAGCACGAUAAAACGAUGGCAAUAGAUGUUCCCACGACCAACAUAUCGACAGUCAAGGGAAAUAAAGCGAUCGCUGGUGAAAUGUCAAUAAAACAAGGAACCAGUAAUGGCAGCGGGAGCAGUCGGAGUAAUAAUAACUUUAACCUGCACAAUCUAUCUUCCGACAGCAAUGACGAAAGGCCUUCUGUUCUGUCUUCUCCAUUUCAAAACAAUGGAGGAAAAGUGACUGAUGUCAUAACGCAUGGAAGCUUUUCGAAGAAAUGCCAUAAACUGUCAAUGAACCAGACGUUAGUCCAGGAGGAUGAAUCCCGAGUGCUGAAUACCAAUGGUAACAAAACGGUCGAUGACGAUGAUGACGACGACGAUGAUCGCUCUGAUACUCACAGCGAUAGUGAAAGCGAUACUCCAACCAAAAAAGAGACGAAGCAAAACAAAAAUAAGAAAGCGGCACUGUUUGCUCGAGUGUUUAUAAAUACGGCCGCCGGAAGUGGUGGCAAGGGCAAGGGUGGCAAAGGUAAAGGUGGUAAGGGUAAAGGUCAAGUGUACAUUGACCAUGUGGACGAGCUAAAUGUGGCGAAAAGCAAUGGCACUUCAACGACACCAAAUGCAAACAGCCAAAUUGCAACUAGUGCAGAUCAGCGUCGAACAACCCAGCAGCAUCAUACCGUGUCAGAGCUUGUGGGCAAUGUGGACACACCACCGAGACCUUCGUCCGAUACGGGAGAGAGUCGUCCGAACAGUCGAGCAACGGGGGUUAUUGCUGCCGUCUCGCCUACGCUGGACAAGAUGCUUUUCUCACAUACCAGUGGUGCCUUAAGUACUAACAACCUGUCGCUUGUCUGUCGGAUCGAUCUAAGUCGAUUGUUAAAAAUUCCACCGCCACCAGCACAGAACCGAUCGCAGCCUGGGCUGCGAACCCACGAAAGCUACAACGCACACCGCAGUGCCUCUUCGGCGCGUCAGAAGAGUAAUAGCCCUUACGAUCAAUUGCACGGCAAGCGGCGCCGGAAUUCGGUUGGCCAACAAGAGCACCAUGAUCGAAGCGGCAGCUCGGUGCACAGUUCCUCCUCAACCCCGAGGCUAUUGGAUGAGCGCUUAACGUACGGCGGUAGUGUUCCUUCCCGUGUUCUUGCGGACGACUGUUCCCCGGUGUUAGAGAAUGGAGGUUCGUUGCGACAUCGGAGCAAUUCCAUAAACAGUGAUCACAGCGGUGCAGCCCAAAAGGCCCGGGAGUAUCGAGGCGGAAGUGAUGCAGCUUACGGAAACAAUUCACCUUCGAUGCAUCAACGGCAUAAUCAUCAAACUAUAUACACCAAUCAUCAUCACCUUGGCAGUCAAUCGGAAAUCAAUUCGAAAGGGAGCGAAAGUGAAAAAUACGAUGAGAAGUUGUUGGCCAAAUCCGAGAAGCUCAGCUACGAUGAACAGCAACAACGCCUAAAAGAAGACAAAGCUUCUUCUCUGUUGUUUGGCGGUAGCCGUAUGGGUAACGGAAAAUAUUCUAGCUAUAGCAGUGUAAUAAAGCAGGAAGGCAAUGCGGGAGCAGCUCAAUCAUUGAUCAAGCAAGAGUACAACAGGGAGGACCUGUUGGUGGAUAGUAAACUUGGGAAGCAACCUGUGGGACCUGUAAUGACAAACGGUACUGUAGGAGAAGGAGAAUCCAUUGUCCCAUUGGGUGGAAGCGGUCGUAUGCGUAAACGGUCUACUAGUGCCGGUAGCAACAAUACGUAUAAGGAGAAGCGCCGAAAAAAGGAUAAAUCAUCCGCAAAUUUACAGACUGAUCAACUUGACCAACUUCCUCCGACCAAUCAUGAUCGGUUAGAUGAGUGCGCUUCUGCGGCAAAUGCAGGACGGUCAGCAAUAUCGACAGAAAGGAGCUCCAUCGGUGGUCAGCAGCAUCAGGCAGCAUUGCUUCACAGUAGCUCCAAUCAUCAAGGUCAACCGCAUCUGAUAUCAGUCGGUCCUGGUAAUGGGUUUGAUACAGGGAAUCCACCAAAUACCGAUGGUAACGUUGGACCACCAGUAGAGAUCCCGGUGCAAAUAAAAAAAGUGUACGUGUCGUAUUUCGAGCGCAACGAAGAAGUACCGGAAAUACGGGACCAAAGCCGUUUUCUGUCGGAAGCCAAGCGACUCAAGCAUGCAGCUGACCGGGAGGGAGACCAUUUAGCACAAGCAAUGUUGUACCUGGAAGCCGUGUUGUUUUUCUUGCUCACCGGAGACACGAUGGAGCGGGACCCGAUUACCGAGAAAGCUGCCUUCACGAUGUACAAAGAUACGCUUUGUUUAAUUAAAUUCAUUUCGUCCAAGUUUCGCAGUCAACUACAAAAUCAAACAGUCCAGGGUAACAUCCAUACUAAGGUGGCCAUUCUGAGUUUGCGCUGUCAAUCGUUGAUCUAUCUCAAGCUGUACAAAAUGCGCCGACUCGAAAUGAAAGAGACGGCAAAGACAAUCGGCGAGUUUAAUCACAAAACCAGCACAGUGCCGGCAGAGUUGGCUAAUGGAAACACUCCAUCACCACUGUCGCCAACGUCCGUUGGCUCACAGAGUUCCGGUUACAGCUCCGGUCAGAACAAUCACGUUGGAUCCAUACCACCGAUGAAUUCGUCCCCUGCCCAAUGCAUUAUAAUGCCAAUAAAUGUUCACAAUGCGUAUCAAAAGCAGACAACAUUGUUUACACAUCUUUCCACAUGUCUUGACCUUUGGGAGCAAGCGGACAGCUUAGUUUCACGGGGGAAUCAUGUCGAAUUUUUUAUCGAACUAGAUCACGAAAAUGGACCCAUGACGCUGCAUAGCUCACUGCACAAUGUCGUAAAGUACGUGCAAGCCGGGAUUCAGAAGCUUCGGCGCAUGUAACAUUGGGCAUUGCUGGUAGAACCGGUGCAGAAGCAGCUAGAACCGUUCUAGCCAGUUUGCUAUACUUGUUGACAAUAAUGAGCAACGUUAAAAUGGAUAGGAAUCGUGCUGGAAACUUGAAAUGAGAAAUGAGAUCCAUCGGGUGUGUGUGCUUUAGCGAAUCUCUCACACACGUACUGCAAUCCGUCGGUCAACACUUCCCGCACUUUCCAUCACUCAACAAUGACUACGAUUAUGGACCAGCAAUUUUUCCGUGAAACGAAGCAGAACAUUCAAAAGCAAUCGUCAUGCAAGAUGCAAUUCAUCACUACUCCGUAAAGUUAUUCGCUAUUCGGUAAGGUAGAAAGACUUGAUCGUUAGUGUGCAAGACGUGGUGCUAUAUGUUCGUCAUAGGAAUGACGUCCAACCGUUCGUUGCAUUGCAACGUUCGUGAGUAAAAUCAAGAGUUUGCACACACCGUAAUGGUGUUGGUUCGAGCGUGAACUUUUCCAAUCAUUAAAUCUAAUAUCCAAACACGUGGGAACAUUGAAUAGCCGUAGAACUGUAACCAAACAGAAGCUGGUGGUGAUCAGCAUAAAAAACAAUCAACAACUAAUAGCAGAAGCAGCAUCGUGAUCGUUGGUCAAACUACAUAGCUCAACUGUGUGCGCUUAUGUUAAUUCACAGCCGUAGAGGCAACUACCUAAUCAUGUUUGUUAUACAAGGACCAUACUAAAACGGUGUAUAGAAUAAUUUAUAUGUUGUCUUGCUUUCUCGUAGAACAAAACGCUGAAUAAUGAAUUAAGUUAUAAAUAGCAAAAGUGCAUUUGCUCAACUUUUGCAUAACACGGUGUAGAAAAUCAUCCAGGUUAGUAAAUUUUCGUUUUCUUUGCUGUUAAAUCGUCUUUUACGAGUUUCUGCCAUUUUAAGGACCUUCAGUGAGUUUACUAAGGUUAUGCUAUCACGGUUAAAUGUACUAUGAACCUCUAGACAUGCUGAUGUAUAGUUUGUGCUUUUUAGCGGACUGACGUUUUACUUUUGUCUCUUAAAGACGUGUAUUUUGUGCUUAAAACUAUUCUCCGGCGCUUGCAUUGUAAUGGUGUUGUUAGUAAGACACUAGUUCGCAUCGACUGGCAAAGCCAGUAUCGAACUGUGUUGGGACAGUUAGUCAACUAGAACGAACAUUUCCUACGAUUUUUAAAAGGAAACACAAAGACACUAUUAGGAUCCACCCGGAUGGUCCCGUUCCUGUCCGGUAUGGAUAAUAAAACAUAGCAGUAGACAGGUAGAUGCUGCCGGUAGGUGGAAGAAAUGCAUCUUUUUUUUUUAAAUAUACAAUUGAAAGGUAUCCAACAACAGCUACGUUUAGUCAGAGAAUCAGAGAGAAUGAAGGAGGUGAAACGGUAACAGUAAGGCUAUUUUAUAUGUUGUUUAUAGAGUUUUUAAUUAUUUACAUGCUUAAUGCUCACAUAAUAAAUAGCGGGAAGUGUACACAAGAAAGACUUAUUGAAGAGACAUACAAAAAAGGCAAGACUUUUAGAAAAGUACGUGAACAAACAACCGGAACCGUUAGAUCACAGUCUACUAACAGAAGGAAACACAAAAUCACAGUGUAGUUUAAUUUUGAUAAAUCGGAGAGGCUGUACUGCAGCAAAACAGGGACGGCCCGGUGACAUAUUGGUAGCGGUGGCGGUCUUCACAUGAUACGACCGGUCCAACAUCCCAUCUGGACCAAUCCCCUAUAGCAAGGACUGACUACCUGUCUACAUGGUAUAAUAAGUCCAGUGCCUACCAGAAAUGGUAGGUAUGACCUAGUAGCAGGUGGUUACGUCAAGAAGAAGUGCUGCAGUAACAAAAAGUUUCAACAACGCGGUGGCUCACAUCAAAGAUUAUAUAAAGAAAUUUUAGUCGAAAGAAUGCCAAUGUUUGAGAAUAUCUGCCAAUGUAUCCUUUGCUCUUGCCUCAAAUUUCGUUCGAUGUAGAUAUCGGUGUUUGUUCAUUAGUUCGUUUGUUUGAAACUUAUUGCAAAUUGCAGUGUUAUUUAAAUCGUUGUGCAAGCACCGAUUAUUGUCAAUCAGUUUUUUUUUUGUAUGGAUGGAUUGGAUAGAAUUAUAUGACUUGAGUAUGAUUCCAAUAAUAUUUUUCAAAAUUAUUUACAAAAUUCAAAACACAUUUUGGUGCAAGGCUACUGCCGGGUAAUCGGCACAGAUUGAGCUGAACAGAUCACGCGGGAUUUGUAUGUUUAACAUGCUCGACUUAGUUUAUGCAAUUUAUUCACCGCGAUUUAAAACAUGUUUGCAGUUGAAACUCGUCAGUUUAUUUCUAAAGUAUUAGGUUUGAAGACGCUCACCAUUAAAGCCAUCACCAUUUUUCCUUCCAGCCUGCCACACAUUGCACAAGCUGCAUUAUGGGUACGAAGAUUUAUCUGGCUAUGGCUAUAUUUAUAAAUAAUCAUUCUAGGCAGACCUUCAACAGCUGGAAAGGCACCGCAAAGGAGUAAAGGGAACUGAAAUAGCUCAAUUAAUAUAAAAAUGAUGCCUCCCAGCCAUAUGCAAUUGAUAAUUGUUGAAUCUAAAGCAAAUCUGAACCUAAGAUUGUAAAUUUCGUGGGAAAAAAAAACAAAAAACUGUAUGAGAAUGUCGGAAACGAAACACACACCACCACCACAGAAGGCUUAAAAUUUGUUUUUAUAGCUUUUUUAUAAUACUAUACUAAGUUUUUUGUUGUUAUAAUUUAUUGUUUAUUGUUUAUCUUUGAUCUUUUUUUUGUAAAAUAAUAUGAAACGACGAUUUCGAUCAUUAAUUAUCGCUGAAUCUUGCUACGAACGUUGUUAGUUGUAAAGUCAUCUGUUAGUAGGUUUCUGUUUCGGGGACCAAUGGUUUUAUAUCAAUAGUGCUCCUCUCUCUAACGAGCCUUCUCUUCCUAAUUCGGGUUAAGCUGUUGCGCAAAACCGAGCCACAACAGUUGAGCAUAACACAAUGAUUUACAGCCUAUUCUUAAAUAUGAUUACUGAAACGGGUAGUGAAAAGCAUCAGAUCCUUAAUGCAACUGACUAGCAUGAAUGGUAGAAUGUUUGAUUGCCUGUCGUAUGAAUUCUCCGAUUCCGCAACACUACCCGUACUCGCAUCAAUAAGGAAUCAAUUUAUAAAGCAGAUUAAAAAUAAUAAGUCACGUGAAAAGCGAUCGCCCACUUAAUGCUUUGUUUUGUUGGCAUGUCACAGUAUACUAAACCAAGUGUCACGCAAAAAAAAAAAUAAAAGAACGAACAAGAAUGCAAUUCAACUACAAUAUUAUGCGAA
This is a messenger RNA of Anopheles moucheti, 10488 nucleotides long. RefSeq lists its product as uncharacterized. The transcript has 16 exons. Gene Ontology annotation, biological process: regulation of gene expression. The record is from RefSeq and is a predicted model, not a curated record. Gene Ontology annotation, cellular component: nucleus; super elongation complex. Lineage: Eukaryota; Metazoa; Arthropoda; Insecta; Diptera; Culicidae. The coding region runs from base 1544 to 7210 and encodes 1888 amino acids.